Molecule: messenger RNA, 1809 nt
Organism: Candidula unifasciata
Lineage: Eukaryota; Metazoa; Mollusca; Gastropoda; Stylommatophora; Geomitridae
Source: the annotation of a GenBank genome assembly
AUGGAACAGCUACCUGAAGAGCUAAUCAGUCACAUUUUCAAGUUCCUGUCCGUACCAGAGAGGAAAGAGGCAUCUUUAGUCAGCAAAAGUUGGUACAGCGCCUCCCUGCAUCCAAAGCUGCAGAAGGAUUUGAUUGUGAGAUGCAAACCGGGGGAGAAGGAUUAUCUUCUGCAGUUGAAUUUAUUCAGACGCAAACUGACCCACUUGGAGUUUGGCAGUGGCAGCAGUCAAAAGAUUUCAGAGAAAGCUCUGGUUUCUUUACUGAAAGAAUGUACCAGUUUGGAACUCCUUGACUUGUCCGGGUGCAACAGCCUGUUCAUAUCUGGCCGUCUGUUGUCUAAAGACAGCGAUGUGAAAAUCUUGAGAGAAAAUCUGUCCAGAAUUCGUGUGCUGAAACUCAGUCAUCUGAGACAUAUGACAGAUGUCACAUUUGAACGACUGGUGUCGGUGAUGGAAAACCUGGAGCAGAUCUCGUUGUCAGCUGUACAUAUGAUCUUUGGCAAUAACCUGUAUGCAGUCAAUCACUGCAGCCCAGCAAUGCUACAUUUUACAACCUUUCUCAAAUUUGUUUAUGGACGGACAGAUAAACUGAAAUCCAUCGAUCUCAGUUACACAGCUCUCAACGAUGAUGCCUUGGGGGUGUUGGCUAAGAUCAGUAAUUUGUCCUUAGAUGUGGUUUCUCUGAAAGGUUGUUCACAGAUGUCAGACAAAGGGCUGAAGCUACUGGUUGGACAGCAGCAUGCGCUGAAAUGCCUUGAUGUUAGUGAAUGUAAAGGAAUUGGAAAUGACAAAGAUUUGUUUAGAAUCCUGGCCAAUAAUUUACCACAUCUUCACACGCUGAUGAUGAGAAACUGUGCCAAAGUAGGUCAGUGUGAUGUCACAGCUUUGUCUGGGAUUGGGUCUCUGCGCAAUCUAGACAUGGGAGAAGUUUUAAGACUCUUUGACAGAGAUCUCGUCAAAGGUCUGUGCUGUCAAGGUCAACGACUGACAAGUCUGUACAUGCCAUCCUGCCCUGACAUUGGUGACGAGUUCAUCAUUGAACUUUGUAAAAGCAGUACCAAUCUAAUUGACCUUGACCUCAGUUCUUGUAUCAGGCUGACAGAUGCAAGCCUCCAUGCCAUCACCAGAAACCUGACCUCUCUCCAGACCCUUCGCCUCAGCCGAUGCAGAGAACUGUCUGACAUUGGAGUUCUCGGAUACAUCCCAGACAAGGGUAUUGUUCCAAGAUUCACCUUUGAUUUUGAUCAUGAAGGAUGUCCUUGCUGUCGUGAACGAGACAGCACAGUAUUUCGAAAGCCUGGAAACAUCAGAGAUCACCGGUCAUGUGUAGCUAGAGCAUACAUCAGUCUACAGAAUGGAGAACCUAUGUUCAUGCUUUCCAACUUGAAAUCUUUGCUUGUACUUGAUCUGUCCUUCUGUCCUCGCAUCACCAACUUUGGCAUCACUGAAGCUGUGAGAUUCAAAGAUCUACGUUCCCUGGCUGUUAGUGGGUUACCUAAACUCAAUGACAGCGCUGUGACAGCCAUUGCCCAGCACAACCCCAGCCUGGAGGAGGUCAGGAUUACAAGCAACACCAUGGUCACAGAUGUAGGAGUGUAUGAAUUGGUCAGUCAUUGUCUGCAGCUGAAUAUCCUAGAUCUGAACCAGUGCCCUGCACUCACCGAUGUCUGCCUGAAGAUUAUUGCUGCCAGCUGUAAGAAGAUCAGUCGCCUGGAUAUUUCAUUCAAUAACUUGUCCAUGAAGGCAGUUGGAGGCUUGCAGUCACAGCUGCCCAAGACAAAGGUUGUAUUCAAGCCUCACUUUGAUUAG